Trichomonas vaginalis G3 is the source of this 474-nucleotide messenger RNA. RefSeq lists its product as uncharacterized. The annotation marks the transcript as partial. Lineage: Eukaryota; Parabasalia; Trichomonadida; Trichomonadidae. The transcript has a single exon. The record is from RefSeq and is a predicted model, not a curated record.
GCAUUUUGUGAAGAAUAUAGCAACAGUCCGAAUUCCGGCGGUUGCUUUUUAUACAAAAUUCAUGCAGGAAUUCCUGAUGAAAUCAAACAGGUUAGAGGAACGUAUGUAGACCCAAGACUUAUAAACUAUAUAGCAAUGUGGGCUUCUCCAAAAUAUUGCAUAGCAGUUGGAAAAAUUAUGGACUCCAUAGACAAGAAAGUUCAUGAGAAAUUAGAUGAAGAAGAACUUGAAGAUACAGUAGAGAAUGCUAAACCUUUGUUCGAACAAGAAGUUAGAAAAAUGCGCGAAAAACAAUUAGAACAUGAACGUGAGAUAUGUUAUGGUUAUAGAGAUUCUCCAUACGAACUAGACCAAUGGGAACAAGAAGAUUUAAAGAGAGAAUUUAGAGAAUAUGAACUCGCUAAGAUAGCAUUAGAAGCUGCAGAAAAGAAGUUAAAAGUUUGGGGUCGUUUUGUACAAAAAUAUUGUGAGUAA